Molecule: messenger RNA, 889 nt
Organism: Fragaria vesca subsp. vesca
Lineage: Eukaryota; Viridiplantae; Streptophyta; Magnoliopsida; Rosales; Rosaceae
Exons: 4
Coding region: 23-655 (210 amino acids)
Source: RefSeq, a predicted model, not a curated record
CCAGCAUUCUCACUCCACCACAAUGCUGGUAGAUGGAAUUUCAGAGUGGAAAAACCCUACUGUUCAUGUAGGAGACUCCAUCAUUUUCCAGCAUAAGUAUCACUACAACCUCUACAUUUUCCAGAACCAAGGAGCCUUCAAUGUCUGCAAUUUCACUCAAGCCACACUUCUUAACAAACCCGAUUCCACAUCCUAUACGUGGCACCCAUCACGGCCUGGCUUCUUCUACUUCUCCUUCAGCAAUGGUUCUCUGCUCAAUACAUGCCAAGACACUCAAAAGCUUGCUAUAAGAGUUUCUUUAACAACAAUGGCUCCAGUGGCUGCCCCAGAACCCAGUUCCAAGACAGGUUCUGGUGGCCGGGGAGGCAGUGGUGGUGGUGUAGUGUCAUCUUCUCCAACAUAUCCAUGGCCUUUCCAGCCUCACCAAGCUUCCUUAUCGCCAAGUCCAGAGCCAAGUGUCGGCUCUUUACUUCCAAAUAAAGGUGGUGGCAUGCCAUUUAUCAACAGCAACCCUGCUGUUCCUCUGCCUACUGGUGAAGUCGAUUCUGCUACAAUCCGCCCUAUACCUACCUCUGGCCACCAAGGACAGCAGGUGUUGGUGGGGUUAUUUGCUGCUCAAAUGGCUCUAUUUAGUGUGGUUCUCUUGAUGCUAUAAAAAUGUUGAGAGAUUAAGAGAGAGAGAGAGAGAGAGAGAGAGAGAGAGAGAGAGAGAUGGUCUGUAAUAUGUGUAGGUAAAUCCGAUUAGGUUAAUGUGCACCAGACAGUGGUUUUGAGUCUAAAGUAACUUUAAGAGUGAUGAUUAUACCAUGUAUUGGAGAUGCUCUUAGUCCCUACUUUGGAAAUCAUUAGCACUUUUCAUCCUUUGUUAAGCAAUCAGUAGCCAUCUUUU